Messenger RNA from Nilaparvata lugens (brown planthopper), 606 nucleotides. RefSeq names its product PTS system sucrose-specific EIIBC component-like. Lineage: Eukaryota; Metazoa; Arthropoda; Insecta; Hemiptera; Delphacidae. Bases 1 to 606 code for a protein of 201 amino acids. The transcript has a single exon. Gene Ontology annotation, cellular component: plasma membrane. Gene Ontology annotation, molecular function: protein-N(PI)-phosphohistidine-carbohydrate phosphotransferase activity; protein-phosphocysteine-trehalose phosphotransferase system transporter activity. Gene Ontology annotation, biological process: phosphoenolpyruvate-dependent sugar phosphotransferase system; trehalose transport. The record is from RefSeq and is a predicted model, not a curated record.
AUGGACAUUACCGCAACCGCCAACGCGCUGUUGCCACUGCUCGGCGGUAAAGAGAAUAUCGCCAGCGCCGCCCACUGCGCCACGCGUCUGCGCCUGGUACUGGUGGACGACAGCAAAGUGGAUAAAGAGGCCAUCGGCAAACUGGACGGUGUCAAAGCUGCUUCAGCACGCCGGUCAGAUCCAGUGAUCUUCGGCACCGGGUGGUCAACAAGGUGCAUGCGGAAUUCAUCAAGGCGGCGGGCGUCAGCGAAUCCAGCAGGCCGAAGCCGCCGAUAUCGCGGCGAAAAAGCUCAACCCGCUGCAGCGCAUCGCCCGCCUGCUGUCGAACAUCUUCGUGCCGAUCAUCCGGCGAUCGUCGCGUCCGGCCUGUUGAUGGGGCUGCUCGGCAUGGUGAAAACCUAUGGCUGGGCCGAUGCCAACAGCGCGCUGUUCAUCAUGCUGGAUAUGUUCAGCUCGGCGGCGUUCAUUAUCCUGCCAAUUCUGAUCGGCUUCACCGCCGCACGCGAAUUCGGCGGCAACCCCUACCUGGGCGCCACGCUCGGCGGCAUUCUGACGCAUCCGGCGCUGACCAACGCCUGGGGCGUCGCCGGAGGGUCCACACCAUGA